Solenopsis invicta (red fire ant) is the source of this 2622-nucleotide messenger RNA. RefSeq names its product hydrocephalus-inducing protein homolog. Gene Ontology annotation, biological process: cilium movement; axonemal central apparatus assembly. Lineage: Eukaryota; Metazoa; Arthropoda; Insecta; Hymenoptera; Formicidae. The transcript is spliced from 11 exons. The coding region runs from base 88 to 2541 and encodes 817 amino acids. The record is from RefSeq and is a predicted model, not a curated record. Gene Ontology annotation, cellular component: axoneme.
UCUCGAUUUCGUAUCCUGUUACGGCAGGUUCGUUUAGUAAAUCCGCGCGACAAAUCAGUGGAUCUUGGUAAUCUACCGAUUAACAAAAUGACGAUCAGAAAGGUGCCAGUGAUCAACGAGGGACGUGCUGCGCUCGAGUUAAAGUUCGAUCUUAUGAAAAAAUUGCCUGGCUACGAUCGAUUUCGUGAACGAAUUCAAAUUUAUUCGGGGAAAAACGAUCAAGAUAACUCCAAAAUUGAUCGCACUCGAGCAUCGAUCUCUGAAACGAAACGUUCGCAUACACUUGACAUGACUCUGCAGACGAUCGAGCCCGAUCUGUCCGAAGUUUUGGACAUCGAACCAACAGAAUCGAUCAUACUUCAACCAGGAAAAAUCGCAAAUGUUGUCAUAAAGUACAAAUCUAUGCGCAGAAUGCGUCCUUUUAUGGCUAAAGUAGCGUUCCAAACCAAUUCCACGAUCCAGCCGUUAUUUAUUUUACGCGGAAGCUGUAUAGGCGCAGAGUUCUGUUUGAACAGAACUUAUAUUCCUUUUGGUAUCGUUGUUCAAGGUUGUCUUAGCGAGGCGAAAGUAGUACUAUCGAACACAGGAGAUAUUGGUGCCAGAUUCAAGUGGAAUACGUUGAAAUUACCUGAAGAUUUUAGUAUCGCUCCUGCAACUGGCUACUGCUCUUCUGGCAUGGACGUCAACUUCGUUGUCAGUUUCCGACCUACUCGGCACGACAGUUUGAUCGAGGGCAAUGUGAGCGUAUACAACUCCUACCCUUAUAUUGUACCUGUGCACAAAUACUUGAUCUUCGACGAGAGUCUCAUACCUUCCGUAUACGUCAAACACAAAAGCGGUUUAUUACGCAACACAGUACUCUCGCUAUAUUUCUACAUUGCAAUACUUGAAAUUGAAAAAUAUGAGAAUCUCGGAGUAAGAAUUACCGGAGCUAGCUGCAAGCUACCCGACCCGGUUGACACUCUGCUCUUCUCGUGUCGUGUCCGCGAGAAAAUAAUGAGGUCCCUAAACAUCGAAAACGACACCGCGACCCCUUGGAAAUUGAAACCCGAGGUUACCGGCGAUUACUUCUUCGUCGACGAAGUUUUGCACGUUCCUUCGAAAAAAUCUGUUGCCUGCACUGUCACUUAUGCCCCUUUAGUCAUGAACAGCGACAGCAAUCCUCACGAAGGUACGUUGCUUCUAAAGCUGCCGGAUGAUAAAGCGCCUUUGGUAUAUUGUCUUCGAGGGCUGAGUCUACCUCCGCAAGCUCUCGAAAGGAUUACACGUCAAUUCCCAGCGAAGACAAAGUAUAUCGAAUUGUUACCUGUCUACAAUUGGUUGAGUACUCGGCAACGAUUCGAAUGUAAACUUGAAAAUAUGAAUGACAACAAGCCCGUCGAGGUGUUCACUUUUGCUGGCAACAGUAAAAUAGACGUGCCAGCGAAUGGUCAGCGAGAUUAUCGCGUAGAAUUUCACUCCUAUAAAAAAUCAAAGUAUAAUUUUAAGGUAACGUUCACUAAUGAAGAGGGCGAGUAUCAAUUUUACGAACUCCACUAUGAUAUUACAAGACCACAAGAGAUUGAAUCGAUCAAGUUGAUCACUACAGUCCGAUCUCCGGUGUACUAUACUUUAAGACUCGAUAAUCCACUUAAGGAACAGCGCGUAACAUACACGGCAAAAUGUCAACAUCCCUACAUCACAAUUCUCGACGUACCCAAAUUCGUGGCACCCUUAUGCUACGUUAGUCUUCGGAUUUUGACCAAUAAUGCAUUGAAAGUUGCACGGAAGAGAUUUUCUCUUAUGACUUUUGCUCAAAAUUAUAGUGACCAUGGAACAACAUAUCCGGAAACCAUCGGCAUCAAGUAUUAUCCUUUACACCCCGCCGAGGAAAGCACUGUAAGCUUGCACGUAAACUGCGAGGAGCUCGGACUGUUUCCCUAUGAGCUGCGAUUGCAAGCGAUGCCAGCAUCCGCGGAGAAAACGACGCGCGUCGUCGCGGUGCUCGGCGGUUCCACUACAUUCUCACUGACCAUAAGCAAUCACGCUCAGAAGACCGCAGUGUUCGCCAUCAAGGUGAAUAACGAAUGCUUUACAAUUCCAAAGAACAUCGAAGUGUCACCGAUGAGCAGCGCAACAUUCGACGUAACUUACGAACCCAGCGACGUCGACAACGUAUCAGCCACUUUGACAGCCACAUCCGAGAUUGCUGGCGAAUUUAUAUUUCCUCUCGUCGGGAUGUAUUCACUGCCGAAACCUCGAGGACCGUAUACAGUUACUGGCAACACACCGGUUUCUAUACCAUUCAAGAAUAUGUUUAGAGAAACCAAAUCUUUCGAGCUUAUCUUGGAUGAUCCCGAAGUUUUCACAGCAACGACGUUGAAUACAAUUGAACCAAAACAAGUGGUCCCCAUUGUUGUUCAUCUAAAAGAAACAUCAAGUGGCAAGGGGGAACUAGAAGACGACAAUUAUCCAGUAACCGGAAAACUUCUGGUUUAUUGCACAGAUCCGAAGGUUUCCCACGUCAAUUGGAUUUAUUAUUUAAGAGGCGUACACGAGUAAUAAAUGAAUAACAUAUCAAUACGAGAUACGCUUUAUCGCAUUUUACUCGCAAUAUAAAUUUAUACACUUGAUUACGAAAUG